Oncorhynchus masou masou (cherry salmon) is the source of this 363-nucleotide messenger RNA. Its product is annotated as urotensin-2B-like. Gene Ontology annotation, biological process: regulation of blood pressure; blood vessel diameter maintenance. The transcript is spliced from 5 exons. The record is from RefSeq and is a predicted model, not a curated record. Gene Ontology annotation, cellular component: extracellular region. Gene Ontology annotation, molecular function: hormone activity. The coding region runs from base 1 to 363 and encodes 120 amino acids. NCBI's taxonomy places the organism in Eukaryota, Metazoa, Chordata, Actinopteri, Salmoniformes, Salmonidae.
AUGGACAGUUUUGUCUCUGUGAACUACUGGCUGGGACUGCUAGCUUUUCUGCUUCUACAAGGGGUAGUCAGUGUGGAGGGAAGAAGUAUCUUCAACCCUGGAAACCAUGUAUAUCCCCAAAGAGGAGACACAGACGCUCAGAACAAGAUUCUAGCGUCGUUGCUACAUAGAAGCUUAGAACCUAUUGAAAGAAAUGACGCUUUAGGUUUAGAGUUUGCCAACAAGCUAGCGGAGCUGAAGGAGAUAGAGGCUUUGAAGGAGGACUUGGAGCUGGAAAGGGAGCUCUCCUCAAACACACUAGCGGAGGACAAGUCCAUACUGCGGAAAAGGGUUGAGCCCUGUUUCUGGAAGUACUGUGUAUGA